Schistosoma spindalis is the source of this 12458-nucleotide messenger RNA. The record is from the annotation of a GenBank genome assembly. NCBI's taxonomy places the organism in Eukaryota, Metazoa, Platyhelminthes, Trematoda, Strigeidida, Schistosomatidae.
GUAUUAUGACGUUUGUAAUACGUAUUCGCGUUUAGCCUCAGAUGCCGUUGAAAUUAAAUUUUAAGCGCACACAUAGAUAUAACGUCGCAGCUAAAGACCUGCAUGUUAUAAGAAUAUAUACACUUGACAACACAUGCGUUGAGUACACUGUAUCUUCAAGCACUACUGGUCGAGAUGCUUUAGAAUAUGUUGCUCAGAGACUAGAUAUAGAAGAUAUUUACUUUUUUGGAUUCACUUAUGAAGACUGGGCAGGAGAACAAAAGUGUUUGUUUCUUAAUAAGUCGAUUAAAAAGCAACUGGACAAAUAUGCCCGUCAACAUGCAUUAACUCUCACUGUCAUGCUUUUUAUUGAUAAUCCACAGUUUGUGCCUGAUCCACAGAUAAGGUGAGAAGUCCUUGUUAUAUUUUAUGAAAAGACGCUGGUUUUACCUUCAGCUCAGGAGGAAUGUUGCAAUGGGUCUUCUUCCUGUUACGUUAAAAUUAGCAAUAAAACUUCAAGCAUAUAGCCUUCAAGCUGAGUUUGGAGAUUUUGUGGACAUUGAAACUACACUUUCAAACUGGAGAGAAAGAAACUUACACUCAGAAAUUUCUGUUGUUGGUGCCUUUGAUUUGUCAACAACGGAAUAUGUUGACGACAUAGUUUGGGGCUAUUCUCAUCUACAAGGAGUUUCUCAAGACAAUGCAAUAUGGUAUUUUCUAGAUGAAAUCAGACAUAAUCCUCUCUAUGGUGUUCGAACAUUUACUGGUAUGACAUGUAGUAAUGAAGUUGCGGAACUUGGCGUUUCACGUAAUGGUAUUAAUAUUACAACGUUUGAGCCUCAAAGACAAACAAUCGCUAACUUAAAAUGGGAACAUAUUAAAGACCUUACGUAUGCUCGUAAAACAUUUACUAUUCAACUGUUAAAAAGGGGAAAGUCCGUUCAUUUCAUAUUUGAGGAUUAUGAAAGUGCGCGUUAUCUAUGGCAGUUUUGUAUUCAGAUGCACAGUAGUUAUAUUGAUUAUUGGACACAUGUAAAAUCGGUCCCACCACAACCCGCAGUUCAUAUCUCGGAACCUCCAGAUAUACUAAGAGGUACAGAACUACGCUGUACUUAUUCUGGUUCACCGGUAUUAAAUGAUUUUGCUGCAGAUUUAUCGACCUCUCAACAACCAAGUCAGCAAUACACUAAGUAUGAUGUCGAACCAGUCAAUGAUGAAUCGCAAAGAAUACAACCAAAUAAUGCGGAUCCACAACACUCAGGUGGAUUAAUUAAUCCUUGCAAAUUAAUGGAUCCGUUUAAAAUUGAGUCGAAUACUUCAGCCCUGACUAGUGAUAACAAAACUUUCAGGAUUAAUCCUUCUCCAAGAAGGCCUAGUGAAGCUACUUGCAUGGUUUCAUGUAAUUCAAACUUUAUCCAGAAUACUUUUGUUAAUAAAAUGACGACUACAAACGUAGAUCUUAAAGAACAAGUUGCAGAUAGUGAGUCCGGAACUCUUGUUGGUCACUGGAGUCUUAAAAGCGGUGCUGGAACUUUAGAUUCCCAACUUUUAAACAAAGGCUGUGUGACAUGUCUUCCUGGACGUGAAUGUCUAAAGCCAACUGGAUGGUUCCUUUCCAAAAGUGGAGGGGCAAACACAACUUCUGCAGUGUCAAAAGAAUCAAAGAUCACCUUCAGUGAUCCACCGUCUUCUAAAACUGGUGGUUCUUUGGCACCUCUUACCAAUAAAGAAAUGCAGAUUAACCAUGAAGAUUCUUCUUUUGUCCAAAAUAAACAACACAACACAAGUGAAAUAACUGAAGAACAUAAAAUUACUAAGAGUCAUCGUUCACAUAAACAUCGUCAAACAAAACGUCAUCAUCAAGAACAAAUCAAACCAAACAUAACUAUUACAAGUGAGAUGACGAACAGACAUGAGAAUACAAACUGCUGUGAACCUCUUAGCCCACUUCACUUAUCAGCAGUGGACGUCGUGUUAAGUAAAAAGGAAGUAUGUCCUGAACAAUCAUCUCCUUCAUCUCUAGCCUCUUCUGAUAGCUCUUCGGAACAUGUGUUAGUUUCCCCAAGAGCAUCAUUUUCCUCUUCCUCGUCAAGUUGUACAGCUAGCAUUAAGAAAAUUGAUCUUGUUCAUGCUGCACAACAUCAAUCAUGCAGUUCAUCAACUUCAAGUAGUUCAAGCAAUUCUAUCACGCAAGCUGAUUUCGAAGCAAACGAAGCUAGAAAAACAUCAUUUGGUUUCGCAGCCUCUCUAUGUACUUCUGCUAACAACGUUACGUUUAAAAGUCCAUCAAAGUCAAAUACACGUGGAUUAAGUUCAAGUUCAGGUCCUACAUUCCCAAGUGGUCGAAAAUUAUGGCAUGAGUUAAUUCAUUCAAAUAGUGGUGGAAUUCUACCAUUACUGAGUGGAUUAAGCCAACGACAUUACAGACCUCAAUCUCAAAUGAAACGGUUUCAAGCCUCAACUUCAAUAGCUCUGGAAGCCAAUGUUCAGAAGCCCGAUUUCGAAGCUAUAACUACUAGAUAUAUUCAAAACCGUCAUAAUUCUAAAAAAACUGUUGAUGGAUUAUCAACACAUAUACAUAAAUCAAGUACACAGUUAAGUUCAUCAAAUAAUCCGCUUCAGGAGUUUCAACGUUGGUUUUCAUCAGCCAAAAAUCUCAUUCCAUUUGGAUGGACAAGCAAUGCUACUAGUCGAGGAACUUCAAUGAAUAUUUCCGCUCCUCUUCCUUAUCAAACAUCCGAAAAUUGCUGUGAAAGCCACGUCACUAGAUCUGAAAAGGAACAAUGCUUAGAUGUUACGUCUAAUUCUGUAUCAUCCACAGCACAUCAAAAUAUAAAUAACCAGUCAACAUCGAAGACUGGACGUCUUGAACGAUCUGCUAGUGAAUCUUAUUCACGUUCACUCAGUUCCAGCUUAAAUAACUCGAGGACUAUUGUUCUGGUGAAUUUAGAGCAAUCUGGCAUGGAUGAUACAAAUUCACAAAAACUGAAAUCUUCAACAAAGGAUUCAAAGAGUACAACUGUAAAUGAGACGAAGAUAUUGACACCAACAAUUCAUUUACUACCACCCAGUCCUACAAGACCAUCUUUUAAGAUUAGCGGCAGUAAACAAAUAAAUGUUGUUAAAGGUGAUUUACAUGAUAGUAAUGUUCUUUUAACAUCAUGUUCUAAUUUUAAUUCAAAUUCAGAAUCAAAUAACAGUGAAAAGAAACAUCCUGAAGAUAAUGAGACAUACAAUAAGUCUAACGCGAAUAAAGUUAAUUUGGUUUCUGAACCAAAAAAUAAUUUUUUGUCCAACUUACAAUCGAGGAAUUUUACGAGGCCAUUAAAUCAGUCAACUCAACAAGAACAGGGGAACUUUCGUACUUCUUCCUCUUCAUCCUGGCGGUUAUUUCCAUGUCCCCUUACACUAAACGAAGCUAAUCGUUUGGCUGUCACCCCACCAAGAAAGUUUGUUAAUUCCGUAUCAGAUAACUUUUGCUCAUCACCUACCGAAUUCCAUCCUAAUAGACCAAUGUAUAACGUGUCAGGAUAUCAACACUCAAACUUCGAUCACGGUCCACGCGUUAAUCUUGAUAUGUCUCAUACAACAAUUACUGAAGCUACAUUUAGAGAAGAGAUGGAUGGAAAGCGUCAGAUCAUAAAAAAUACCUUGAAUGAUAGUUUUUGCCAGAGACACUUUUCCACAACACCAACUACACCAGUCAGUCGACCUAAUCUCUUAUGGAAGGAAGUAUCUGAUCAAUCAUGCGAUCAUGGAAGUUCUCGAGAAAUACCUCACUCAUUACGUCAACAAGAUGAAUGUGAUAACGAUCAACAAACUAAUGUGGAUGUGAAUGGAUCAGUAAGUAGCUCAACAAACGUUAAUAGAGAAUGCAGCUCAGUGAUUAAUACGUGGUCUUCUAAUAAUCAACUGAAAAGUAAGUCUGUGGUUGGUGAUGAAAACUAUAUACUUGAUACUAUGGAAAAUAGUCAAGAAAUCGAAAAUAAACCAUCAAGCAACACAUUGUUAACAACAUCUAGCUCAUCAGAUCAAUGUAGUAUACCACGUCCAUCAUCUGGCACCAUGCAUCUACUUACAAACUCUGACAUUCAUCAACUAUUGAGUCUAACUAAUUUGAAGGAGACUGAACUUGCUCAUCGUUUGCUUGCUGAAUAUCGUCAAGCUUUACUUCAACAACAGUGUUUGCAUACAAAUAGUGUUAGUACACCUAAUUUGAGUGCAAGUCAGGAGUUACAAGUGUUGUCUUCGUCAAAUGCAGCAGAAGAUAUAGAAGGUCAGGAAGAUCAGAUAAAUACUACAGCUCCAGAAAAAUCCAGAUACAAAACUUUUAACAAACGGUCGGAUGAGUCCAGACAAAAUUCCAAAAAGCGUCACGAAACAAAUCAUAUUUCUUCUAAUUCAAUGCGCAAUCCAUCUGAAGUAUCACACAGCAACCAAACAGCCUUGAGAUUAAAAGUUCGAUGUAAUCGUAAUAUCGAAAUUCAGUCAAUCGAUUCACCAGAUUAUGUAAAUGCAGCCGCAUUUAGAAAUGAUAGACGUCACACAAAUGAUAGACCGCUAAGUUUAGCAAGUUCAACAGAUAUUGACUCGAAUGCAACAUUUCGUGUACUGUCAAGUUUUGAAAUGCGUACAAGCAGUGGUGGUAACUAUUCCACCGGUAAUCUUAUACUUACGAAUUGUAGUGUAGGAAGUGAAGAAGCAACUAUGGGUUUAUCAGUAGAUCUAACAAAUCCUGAUAGCCAACCUGGUGUAGAAUCUAUGACAAGUCAUUCAUCUAAUAAAUCUUGGGAUCAAGAACAAAGGUCUGUAACAGAAGGAAAUCACCUUCAAGACCAUAAAGAUAACAACUCCAAUACAGAAGUUUGUCUACACGAGGAUUCAACUUGUGCAGAUACAGAAAAAUUAAAUAUUUAUGGUCAGCCUCCUGAUUUAUGCAUGACACAAAAGGGAACUUCAUUUUCAAUUAAAGAAUAUUUAAAUAAACCGCGUUCUAAAGUUCAAUGUAAUCAUCUUAACCCACAAAGACGUCAUGUUAUGGGAGAGUAUGAAAAUCUCGAAGCGAUUUCUUGUGAAAAGAACAAGAAAAAUUAUGUACCUGAUCAUCUGUGCAGAUCUACACAUGAACACCAUGAUGGUAAUCAUUGCAUAUCACACGAUUCUCAGCUACAAAGGACAUUGAGCAAAAAUGUGAUUUCAUCUUGUAACACUCCCCCAGAAUCGUUAACGACAUUGACCCGCUCAGGUGAAUCUACAUCUCCUUCACCAUCGACUUAUUCAGAAUCGUCAUCUACACUAUCUUCAUCUUCACCUUAUUCAGAUUUAGGAUGUAUCGAUUCAAUUCAAAGAGUUUCAUUACGAAAACAUUCAGCUGGCAAAACACCCUUCAACACAAGAAACGAAGUACAACAUUCUUUACCAUGGCGUCAAUUAUGCUACUUAGAAGGAGGAACAAAGUUUAAAAGAAAUCACAGAAAAGACGAGAAAUAUUACGACAUGUUUUCAACUGUUAUUACUCCUCGCUUUAAGAAACGCAUUAAAUAUUGCAAUUGUAGCUGUCAUAAAUCAGUUGAACACCUUAAAAUCACCAAACCCAACUCAUUUCGAACAGAAACCAACGAUAUGAGUCUGAUAGAUGUAUCAAAUCCUUCUGGAUAUAGACGUAUAAAACAGAAAGCCCACUCUUUUGAACCGUUUUCCAAAAUUAUUAAUGCUAAGCCAUCCGAACAUCAUUAUACUUCUGUUUGCUUUAAAGAUGUCAGUAAAGGUGUAGUUUCCAGUGAAAGUGCCUCAAGUAAUAUUCAAGAAUAUCAGCGGAAGCAUAUCAAAUCUUCAAACCGCAAAUCACAUCAUAUUAUCGCGUCAAAUAUACCAGUCAGCGUAAAUCGUAGUAAUUACCCAUCCUGUUGUUAUUGUGAACAAAUGGAUUACCAUUCACAUAAUGAUGUGAGCAAUUCUAUGAAUACAUCACCAACAGAUAGUCCUUGUCUAUCAUCUGCAUCCUCUUACUCAUUCUCUACUUCUUCCUUAGAUGUUCAACCAGUGUUUGAUUGUCCACAUCACUUUCAUAUACCCAGCUAUACAUCUGUUGUAGUAGGACAUAAAAGUGGACGUAAUCAUCGAACUGGUAGUUUAGAGCCCAGUAGCAUUAUUCAUCGAUCUAUACCGCGUAAACCAAAACCCAGAAACUUUUCUAAGUCUUCAAAGCGCCGACUCUCUGUAAGAAAAGAAUAUCAUAAUGGUAACAAUCAAAGUACAAACUCAGUUGGUUUACAUUAUUCAGAAAAUUUCAAACGUGAACAUUGCAGUUGUUGUGAAUUCCACGAGUCUCCUACAAAACGGGAUUUUUUAGAACAAUAUAACCGAAAUAACAAUAAUAGUAGUAACACUAACAGUAUUAAUAAUAAUAAGACCAUCAAUAAUAAGUCAAUGAAUCUAUUUUUUCGUUUACCGUUUACAAACGGUUAUCAUGAUAAUGAUUCAUCCAUUUAUUCACGACAUUUUGAGCAUGGUUUAAAGAAUGAUGAGAAACCGCCUAUAAUUUUAAAGCGAAAAUUUAAUGGACUAAAUAAUGGUAAUAAUAUCAAUUGUCAGCAUACACACCGAGGCGAAUAUUACUCUACAAAUCAGAAGAAUUUAACCGAUACACUAUUUAUUCAAAAAGGUAUAAGCAAUAAUGAUGAUACUGUUGCUACUACUACUACUACUACUACUACUACUACUACUACAUCUACUACUACUAUUACUAACAGCAAUAACAACAGUAAUACCUAUUCGUGUAAUUAUCAGAACAGAUCUGAACAAAACUUCGAAAAUGAAGGUUCUUUUGAACCACCGAGGCCAAAAGAUUUGAAGGUAUUUUCAAGAAAUCAAAAUUUCAGUCCUGUUGACCUCACAAAAUAUCGAUCAUCUUCCGGUAAAAGGAUUUCAUUUUUCAAAAAGAAAAUUCCAAGUGAGUCACAGAUUAUGGCACAUGAUCGACUUCAGGAAAUGAAUAAGUCCACGGAAAAAGAAGCCAUUCAGUGUAGUUGGACAGAAAAAAGAAACUUACCUACAUCAAAUGCAUCAAUCCACACACCUCUACCUUCACCUGAUUUACUUUGUAGACCUAAUGUGAAAAACAACGGUUAUGUUGUAGGAAGCCUUCGACCAUCCAAGGUAUCAGAUUACCGUCAUGAAAAUUCGGUCAAGUUAGAUGACUCUGUAUAUUCGAACAAAUUACGUUAUCAUGAGUGUUACCAAGAACAUGAAAACCAUAGAAAAAUCGGACCUAAGUUUAGUCCAGUAAGUGAACGCUGUCAAUUAGAAGAACCUCGAGAAUCGGGCCAGAACACUUUUGUCAAGCCAUAUAGAGAAUCUAUAAAGCAUUCAGCCAAAACAACAAAACAGAAAGUAUGUCCAACAAAUGACGUAUCGCCAACACCUGCAUUAGUUUACACAGCAUCUGUAGUGUUUGGUCCAAAACAACAGUCAGAUCCCAACACUAUAAACAGUAAUCACUCAUUAGUCAUUCAUGAAAAAUCAAAAGCUUAUGAGCGUCAAUCAGAACCAAGAAACAUUCCACUUAUACGCAAUGGUAAUAUGGAACCAGAUGAUUUAAAUAAAAAGAAUACUACACUUAGAAAAGGAAAUAUAUCUACAAUACCAUUGAUAGCAACAGAUCACAGUUGCAUUUAAAAUUACAUUAAAUUGAAAGAACGCAGCCAUUUAAUGUUACAUGAUUUCUAAAUAAAAUCAACAGAAUGAAACUAGUUAAUAUAUCUACCGUCAUACAAUGCAAAUGAAGUAACUUUUAAUUCUGGUAAAAUCAGUUCAAACUUUCUCUCCUUGUACACAGUUUACGUUGAACACAUGAGAAGUUUCAAGUUAUGUAUUCAUAAUUUUUGCGUUGUAUUUCUAAGUAUGGAUUCAUUUAUGAAGUGCAGGAUAAAUGAACUCAACUAUUUAUUACCAUCAAAUCUUUCAUUAAUCCAAUUUGUUAUACCGUAAAAAGAACUCAAAAAAUGUAGUCGAUCGAUUUCAUUGGUAGUUAUUUUUAAUUAUAACCAGUUAAGUGUUGAUAUCUAACUAUAUAAUUAUUUAUGAUAUUAAAUCGUGAGAUUUUUAAGAAAUUCUAGACCACAAUCUCCAGAAACGAAAGGUUAGUUUCAUAGAGGUCUACGUUGAUUUCUUCAACCAUUUACUCAAUUCAUUUGAUAAAGUUAACGAAAUUUAUUAACUUAGAAGUAUGUUAUUGUUAAUUCCGUGAGAUAGAUCUAUAUCAACUUGUAAAAUACAUAACUGAAAAAAGUAAAUAGCUUAGCAACAAUGAGUGAAAAAAGGAGACAGAACAUAUGUUGCUUUUCUCAUCAAGCUUAUUAAAGAAAGCGAUUAUGUGACUACAAUACUAAGAAAGAAACAGAUGAUAAGUUUGAUAGUAUCCGUUGUAACGUAGCACUUUAGAUAGUUCGUAAUGGGAAAUCGGUAAACUGCACCAAAAAUAACUAGAAAGGAAGACAGCGUGCAAUUGCCACACCAUUAUCUCAAACGGACUCACAUUAGAAUUAUGUUCUAUGAAUAUAAUUCAUAAGGUAGGAUCUAAUAAUCAUGAUACCAAUCUACUCUAAAUAUUUUACUCAGGUCGUAUACCUAAACCUAAAAUAUCCUUGACGAAAAUAAAAACAGCACUCGCUGUGAGUAAAUAUUAUAUUUAUUCAUAUUCAGAAUUAGAUGAGAGUGAGUUUAAUAAUUUGGCUAUCAAACAUAGUGAAAGGGCGUCUCAAGCUGUUGUUUGGAUGCUUGACCAUGUUAAUAAUUCAUAUUAAAGGAAAAAAGUCAAUAUCAGUGUUCAAUACUGAUAAAUCUUCUAAAAGAACGCUUGAAUCUGUUUUCUAAGCGCUUCUAAUAACCUCAGGCGAACUCUACACGACAACUUGUACACGAGAAAAAGGGCGCGAAAUGUGGAAAGAACGCAUUACCCAAAGGUUAGUUUAUGUACAGAAAAUUGAGGGUAUUUAUAGCAUUUCAGAUGGCCUUGGGUGUCUGGAAGGUCCUGGAUAGGUAAUCCAAUCAGAAGUAUGACACAUGACUCUUUACGUUGUAGAUGUUCCUGUGAAGCUUCAAUGCUGAUUGGAUAAAAUGUUUCCUGGCGUUUUCAGGGUCUCUCUGGAAUAUUUUCGAGGAAUAUUCUGGAUUUUUUCAAUAGAUGCCUUCUAAACUCUUUCUUUUGUGGACUUAUUGGCUAUUAAAUGAUCACUCCAUCGAUUAUAGUUUACGAAAAUAGGUUUUUAGGGAAUCCAUCAGAGCUAUUAUGCAAGAUAUGAAGAUAUUCUUCGCCUUAACUGCUAUAUCGGGGUUUUAUGCCAUUUAUUACUCAAUUCCUUACCCAUUAUAAAUUCCCACUCGAUUUACCGUAUGGUCUAGUACUAAAUACAUAUUAUCAUAUGAGUUUUGAUGAUUAAGAAUGCUAGACCGCAGAAAGAAUCUGUUUGUUAACUUCAUCUUCUUAUUGAACACUGGUUUGGAUAAAGCUCAUGAGCCAAAAGGAGUUGCUAUUUUUUAGUCAUUGUUCAGGGUCGCUAAAUUAUUGGCGAAACAGAUCAUUGGUUCGAUACACAAUAAUGCGAAAUAACUAAUAGCGGGCUUAGCGAAGAACUACUUUUUUAUCAAUUGAUGCUAACCUUAGCAAAUAAAAGAAUUUUACCAUGAUUUUCCCUAUUUAAACGGUAACAAGCCGCUAAAAAUAUCAAGAUAAAGCCAAGAGGCACUUGGUCUAUUUAGGAUAUAUGAAGUCAAUCCUGUUACGUUUGCUUAACAUGAUUAUUUUCUUUAAGAAUGGAUACCGCUGGGAUGUGAAAUUCGAAAUAUUGUGAUAAGUCUGUUUCUCAAGUUUUCGGAAUACAAAUAAUUAUGGAUAUAAAUGUAUACCGACCAAAUGAAGCAACAUGUCAUCAGCUUCGUCGGAUAUGUAUCAGAAGUCUCCAAUGAUAUUACAAUUCCCAAGUGAUCUUAUAUCUUUUUUAGAAAACAAUAUUGUCCUCUUCGUUGUUGUAAUUCAGUAUAAUGCUUCUCCGAAUCUAUUUAGUUACGUAUUAAAUAUGUCCAGUCAUUUAUUAUCAAGCGGAAUAAUGAUCUAGAUAGGAGCUUGCAUUCAGCCCAUACCUAAAGUUUUGGGUAGAGCUGAUUUUAUGGAACAAUUAUUCAGGUAUUUAACCUUAGGUACCUAUCACUAGAUUGCCUAGGCUUUCUUUUUUGUACAUAUUUAAUCUACAGUUUCUUCAAUCUAUGAAGAUAAUUUGUUAAAACAAGCAGUUUUGUAAACAGCUAAUAUUAUUACUAUCUUGACUUAUCUUAAUGGACAUUGCUAACAGAAGGCGUUCAAUCAAUCAACAUUGUCCGACCCAAUCCUAAACGCUUUUUCUCUUUUAAAAAGACAACUUCAGUGUCUCGCAUUCUCUAAUUUCAACAUAUAAUUCAAUGUACUUUUUCUUCCAAAUACCAACGGAUUCUACCGUUUUCCUUGGUAGGAAACCGAUGGAAGAUAAACAGAGAGCAGUAACGUUAGAUACUACCGUCUCAUUUUAUUCACGAAAAGUUAAUUGGUUUGCGCAAAACGCCAGGCAUCCUGUUACUUGUAUUCGUUAACAUUUUUCAGUAUUUUCCACCUAAGCAUAGAUCCGAUUCAUAAUUCUCUAUUUAUUCAAAAAUACUAUUCAGUGAAAUCAACAUAUUCUAUAAGUAUUGUCGUUCCUGCCUUGCUCAUAUUUCUGAUUGCAAACCACAAGUAAUUGUGUUUAUUAUUUGAACUGUACUCAAACACUAAGUGGACUUUGUCAUUGGAUUAGAAUGGGUCAAUGUGGUGUUUGUAUGAACUAACGAUUCCUUUGUACUUGUUGAAUGUUUGUUUCCGAAUUCCAAAUACAGUACAUUUGUUCGUGCUUAUCUAGUACUUCUUGAUUCAAUUGCGAUAUUUCUGGGAUUCCUAGUUUGUAUAAUAAUUCAAAUACUUCUAAUUAUCACAUUGGCGUCGCGAUGGUGCUUGUGAUGGGGUGGUUGGACAUACAUUCAGAUUUUGAUGCUUUUGAGGAUUAUUUGGAAACGUCUGAAAUCUGGGCCAUGACCAAGGACGAUGUAGAGGAUGUUAAAAUUGUGACACAUUUCCCCUCAUUCAUCGGAAAAGAAACAGCUUAUUAAAGGCUCUGGCUUCACCAGAGAAGUCUAUUUCGCUUCCCUAUGCAACUCUCAAGGAACUACUGCCAGACUAUGUUAAGUAUACAAAUUUCAAAUGCGGUAAACGAGGGAAAUUUCGUAAAAUGAUUUAUCAGGACAUCGAAAAUUCAACUAAAUUACUAUGUUAUCUUAGUCCAACGCGUAAUCAAGGUUAUGCAGAUAAUUCGUUUAAUACUUGCGAAGUGGUUGACGAAGAUGAGCACAAGUUUGGUUAUUUUUUGUCCUAUGGCAGGCUUCACUCAUUUAAUUCAUGUGUAUUUCUGUUAGUUUUUAAUAUUAAGGUUCAUUCUGCUUCAACUAAUGCUAAAAUUUGUAAUUGUGAUCCUAUUAAGUUGAGUGUUUCUAAUUAUCAUUAAUCUUUAUCCACUACUUCAAAAAACGGUAUUGAGUAACAGAGUUAAAUAAGACUCAGAUUCGUUGUGAGACAAAAGCUUCUAAUCGAUCGACCUCUUAUCAUAUUUCUUAUGUUAUGUACCAGAUACGAUUUAUCCUAAUGAUCCACAUAUUUUUAAUGAAGUUUCUAACAAAUCUGGGGAAAAUAUGUUGGGUGGAUCCAAUGAUGAUCGGAAACCUGAUGCAGAUUUGACAGAUGCUGAUUUUUCCAAUGAUCAAUCACUUUCCAAUGACAUUCUUAACAAAUUUGAGGGAAAUAUUUCAUAAGAAUCAAAUCCUGAUGUCAUAUUAUGUAUAUUACUUAUCCUCUUAAUGCAUUCGUUUCUUGUGGGAAACUUGUUCAAUGCGAAGCACGAGUACUAAAUGAACUCGAUCUUGAUUACAAUGCUGAAGGUUUCAUAUCAAUUGUUGUUUCUUCUUACCAUAAAGUCACUUCUAAUGAAUACUCUAGUCAGUGUGAGAAAUAUGUUUAAAAUGAAGCCACAUUAUUCAUAAAUUUCAGGGUAUGAAGAUCCAACAUUAUUUUGUGGGGGGAGGAUAAUGUUGGAAAAUCUAUGAUUCAAGUUCUAGAUAUCAGUGGUUUCAGUACACAACCAAUAUGGUAAUUGUAUACAAUUCCAGGACCCAGGUGAGUCCGUUCUAGUUGCAGUUGUUAAUCCUAAUACUAAUGAGUACAUUUUACAUUAUACAGAGUCUACAUCCAAUGCAUCGUCGAACAGACACGGGAUGAAUAUCAGGAGAGAACUUAAAUCGAUUACAGAAACUCAAACUCCAAUUUAAACUGUGGAGGAUGUGAUGUUUGUAUGAACUAAUGAUUCUUUUGUACUUGUUGAAUGCAUAUUUUCAAAUUCUAAAAACACUAUGUUCGUUCAUGCUUA